UGGCAAUUUCCCGGGCCCACGGCGCCGGUGAACAGGUGGAGAGGCCGGGCUGGCCCGGGCUGCGGCCUCAAGCGUCGGGAAAUGGCUGCGGGGGGCAGGCUGGAAGAUCUCCCGAUAAUCUCUCCUGAUUAUGAUGAUACCAUCACUGAGUGAGGGAACACUGCAAGGACAGGGUUCCUUGGAUCCAUCCCAAAGUGUUGAAGAUGACCCCCUUCUGGACACCCAGCAUCUUUCACAUUAUUCCUUACAUGCUCAUUUUAGACCCAGAUUCCAUCCUCUUCCUACGGUCAUUAUAGCAAAUCUUCUCCUGUUAAUACAUGUUGUGUUUGUUAUUUUAGCAUUUGUAACAGGUGUGCUUUGUUCUUACCCUGAUCCAAAUGAGGACAAGUGCCCAGGAAACUACACCAACCCACUGAAAGUUCAGACGGUCAUAAUCCUUGGAAAAGUUAUUUUGUGGAUUCUGCAUUUCCUUCUUGAGCGCUACAUUCAGCAUCACCACAGCAAAGUAAGAAACCGAGGCUAUCACAUGAUCUACCGAUCAACAAGGCAUCUUAAAAGACUUGCAUUAAUGAUACACUCCACUGGCAGCACAGCUCUCCUCCUCACGCUGUGCAUACAGCAUUCCUUCCCAGAGCCCAGCAGGUUGUAUCUUGACCUCAUUCUGGCCAUCCUGGCCCUGGAACUGAUCUGUUCCCUGACGUGUCUGCUCAUCUACACAGUGAAGGUUCGAAAAUUUAAUAAAGCCAAACCACAGCCUGAUAUACUUGAAGAAGAAAAAGUCCAUGCUUACCCUAGCAAUAUUACUUCAGAGACUGGAUUCAGGACUAUUUCAAGUUUAGAAGAAAUUAUUGAAAAGCAAGGAGACAUAAUAGUAUACCUGAAGAGACACAAUGCACUGUUGAGUAAGCGGUUGUUGGCUUUCACUUCCUCGGACCUAGGCUCUCAUUCAAAUCGGAUGUGAGAGUUCAAGGUCAAGACAGCAAUUGCAGAGUGAUCCAGGCUAAUACAAGACUGACCACCUGACAAACUGUCAUAGAAAAUGGCAGCUUUUGCUGAGUGACAUUUUACCACUCUUGUAGAGUACCUGAAUUUGGUUCUCACCUGUGUGGCUAUUUAAUAUGUAGAGCUUGUGGAUUAUGUGAUGGUGAUUUGUCAAGCCUUGAUAUCUCAAUAAUGUCUGUUUUACACAUUUUGAAAUUA
This is a messenger RNA of Myotis lucifugus (little brown bat), 1200 nucleotides long. RefSeq names its product transmembrane protein 192 (gene TMEM192). The transcript is spliced from 7 exons. The coding region runs from base 131 to 961 and encodes 276 amino acids. NCBI's taxonomy places the organism in Eukaryota, Metazoa, Chordata, Mammalia, Chiroptera, Vespertilionidae. The record is from RefSeq and is a predicted model, not a curated record. Gene Ontology annotation, cellular component: lysosomal membrane; late endosome.